Molecule: messenger RNA, 1180 nt
Organism: Brassicogethes aeneus
Lineage: Eukaryota; Metazoa; Arthropoda; Insecta; Coleoptera; Nitidulidae
Source: the annotation of a GenBank genome assembly
GGAAUUUUCAUUUCAAUAUAGCUUAAAACUUCUGUUUUGGGAACAUUGGCAACGCCGCGAGAGUUGAGGCCAUCAGGUCGUUGGAGUCAGCUGUUCGGGUGACAGAAGCACGAUGGCAUCAGGGUGUUGUGGAACAAAAAAACAAAAACUCAAUAACUGUUCGGAUAUUUCCAAGUGCAAUGGUAGUGCUCCAAUGACGAACGGCACUAGCAAUGGGAUGGUGACCCUGCCAGAAAUGUGCUUCUUUUGUUUUGACGUCCUGUACUGUCAUUUGUACAACCUGACUCCACCGAAAAAUCCAAGUUUUAGCAAUGAUGCCUAUCCUUUGUUUGUGACGUGGAAAAUAGGACGAGAAAAAAGGCUCAGGGGAUGCAUUGGCACUUUCAACCCGAUGAAUCUCCAAAGUGGAUUACGCGAAUAUGCACUAACCAGCGCUUGUAAGGAUUCCCGAUUCAGCCCGGUAACUCGUGAUGAUUUUCCAAAGUUAAGUGUGUCGGUUUCUAUAUUAAGACAUUUUGAGGAAGCAGGCGACUACUUGGAUUGGGAAGUUGGAAUUCAUGGUAUCCGGAUCGAGUUUUUAAAUGAAAAGGGAAAUAAAAGGACUGCCACUUAUUUGCCUGAAGUGGCUGCUGAACAAGGUUGGGAUCAUCUUCAAACAAUCGACAGCCUACUGCGCAAGGGCGGCUACAAAUCGACGAUAUCGCCGGAAGUUCGCCGCAACAUAAAACUGACUCGUUACCAAAGUGAAAAAAUUGCAGUGUCUUAUCAGGAGUACAUGAACCAGUGGAACGGCGUUAACAACCAACAACGGUGCUAGCAGACCCUGUGGGGGUACCGCUUCUGCCUGCCAUCGGUGCCUCCACUCACCUUUCCGACUGCUGUAUGCCAUUCACUGCCGCCCCCGUUCUCGAGGCUCCCCGCGCCGCCCAUCUUUUCGCUAUACGCGUACCCGCUGCAGCCUCGCCCUCUAGCGGUCAACGCGCCGGCAAUGUGCUGGUUUCAUAAUACGAAGCCGUGCUACGCCAUGCCGCCGCCUCCACGAUAUGCUAACGGGUUCUAUCCUGCCUUUUUCAGGAACUAACCAAAUAGAAUCAGGUUUUUUUACGAUUUUUUUUUUAUUUUAAAAGCUUUUAAACUGGACCAGUUACUUUGGUGUUUAAUUGACAAACGAUUGCAAUCU